This is a messenger RNA of Spirodela intermedia, 903 nucleotides long. Lineage: Eukaryota; Viridiplantae; Streptophyta; Magnoliopsida; Alismatales; Araceae. The record is from the annotation of a GenBank genome assembly.
AUGAAGGCCUCCGCCAAGAUCCGGCAGGAACGCCGGGCAACUCCCCUCUUCCGGGCGAAGGUCCCCGUCGCCGUGCUCGGAUUCCCCUUCGUCGCCGCCGCCUCCACCGGAGGAGAUCCCGGCGAUCUAUCCUUCCAGCUCCGCACCGCCUUCUCCGGCGGCCCCUCUCUCCGCUUCACUUUCCUCCCCGACCCUCCUCCAGCAAAGACCCCUUUCUCCAUCACCCUCAGUUCCGGUGUUGGCCUCUGGGGCUCGCCGGAGCAGUCCCCCCUCAUCGUCUCCGCCCACCUCCCACUUUCCUCCUCCGCCGCCGCACCGGCGGCCCUCUCCUUCUCCAUCCAGAUACGCCCAUCUCUCGGGGACUUUUCUCUAAAACGCUCCGCCGGAGGCCCCCUAUCCGCCGCCGCCCAAAACCCUAAUCCCUUCCCCAAGGAAAAUGGUGGCGGCCUCUACAGGCCCAUGCCGGUGGAGACCGACGGUCACCGGCGGCCGGUGGCGGCGGUGGCGGCGGCAGAGUGGGAUCUCAUCGCCGGGACGACUGUGGCCGUGCGGACGACCCUGCCAGUGGCGAGGGGGGCGGCGGUGAGGCUCCGGUGGGCAGUAAGCCUACCGGCGGCGGCGGAGGGAGGGUUUACCUUCUCCGGCCUGCGGCUGCCGUCUCUGGCGGUGGACAAGAUCAGCGUCGAGAGCUCGGUGAAUGGAGAAGGCCAGCCAGCGGCAGCGGCGGCGGCGGCGGAGGAGAAGGGCAUUCCGCUCUGGAUGAAGACGGAUUUGGAGAUUCUGAGGAGAGAGCAUGGAUUAAUCAGGGAGGGCUUGGAGGAGCUGAGAAGGACGGCUCAGGCGGCCGCCGGUGGCCGGAGGAGCCGCUCCAUUGCAUCGGCGAAGGAGUUCUCUACGGCCUAG